Chelmon rostratus (copperband butterflyfish) is the source of this 1493-nucleotide messenger RNA. RefSeq names its product glutamine amidotransferase class 1 domain containing 1 (gene gatd1). The record is from RefSeq and is a predicted model, not a curated record. The transcript is spliced from 7 exons. Bases 128 to 769 code for a protein of 213 amino acids. Lineage: Eukaryota; Metazoa; Chordata; Actinopteri; Chaetodontiformes; Chaetodontidae.
UGUCAGCUGACUUCUGAAUACUUCCUCAUCGCCUGUUCCUCUUUCAUGAUUUUACCCACAAUUACCUUCUUAUUCAUUUCAAUCUAGCUGAAAUAUUUCAUGUGGAGGGAACACGGAUAUAAAUGAAAUGUCUGCGAAACCAACUUGUUUGAUAGUGGCGAGUGCGUCUCCACAAGGGGUGUCAGCAAAGUCUUUCCACCAGUCCUUCAGCCUUUGUACCUCAGUGUUUAAUCUGCAGACAGCCACACCAGGGGGAAAGCCAAUAGACUUCAUCGGAGUGGAUGAAAGCACUGCUAGAUGGGUGCAGGACUUCAAUGUGAAACCCUACGCAACACCUGCUAAGCUUGAAUCUAUAGAUGGUGCCCGAUACCAGGCGCUGCUCAUCCCGGACUGCCCUGGAGCGCUGAAUGACCUCGCACACAGCGGCUCUUUGCACCGCAUUCUCACACACUUCAUCUCUCACCAAAAGCCUGUUUGUGCAGUGGGACAAGGAGUGUCAGCACUGUGCUGCGCCACUGAGGGACAGAACUGGAUCUUCAGUGGCUACAGCUUAACAGGGCCGUCAGUGUUUGAACUGGUGCGGAGGCCUGACUUUGCCAACCUGCCCUUGGUUGUGGAAGACUUUGUGAAAGACAGUGGUGGAUCAUACACAGCAAGUCCAGAAGAUGCUGUGCACGUAGUCAUUGACAGACACCUAAUAACUGGUCAGAAUAUGCAGUCAACCACACUUGCUGUAAAUAAUCUAAUACUGCUCUGUGGUGCCAAGUAAUUUUUAACAUCAGGAACAUCAACUUAAACAGCUCAGUUGUUCCACAUUUAUAUAUUCAUGUAAUUAAACAUUCAUCUCAGACAAAUAUUGGAAGAUGUUUGGCAACACUGUAAAUACAACUUCAUUACUUGUCAAUGCUGUCAUUAUAAACCUAAUAAAAAAAAACACACAAUCAAAUGUCUCAGUUUGAAAAUUAAAAAAAAUGACAAAACUUGCGGCGUCAGGUUUUGGGGAUGUUCAAAACCACAGAAAGAUUCAUCUUCACAGCAAGCAAAGACUCCAAGAGCAGACACGAUUGUGGUUGAUGAAGAGCAAAACAGAAGAUUUCUGGAUCUGGACUGAGGAGAGGCUGCAGAUGUUUGGGGCACGUGAGCUCUGAGACCCUCAGAACAACAAUAUAACCCUUCAUUUAAACUGUAUACAUAUCGAUGAUCAUGCACCCUCUGUUGCUGGAGAUGGAGAUGUGUUACUGCACUCUGUACUGUACAAACUGAAUUUUUUCACAAUAUAAUCCAUGAAAAGGAAUACAACACACUGAAGUACCUUGUGUCUGCUGCUAAUAUCCUUUCAAUCAACACAUCCCAAAUGUGUUCCUGUAGACAAGAUUCCUCAACAGUUCAUAACCCUCAAACAAAAAAAAAGCUUAUAGCUCUUGAAUUUUUGGUGCACCAUAUUUAGGGAAAAAAGAAAUAAAAUCCAUGUGCUGAUGAUUUGGGGUCCACAG